ACCCUUUCGACCAAGCUCGAUACAACCAAAAUUGGAGCCCGAUCAUGGAACUCAUUAAGACAUCUUCAUACACCCUACCAGCGCUCCUCGCCGCCGGGUUGCUACUCAACCCUUACGUCUUCCCACCUCCCCAGACACGCGAACAGAUCAUCAAGCCGAAAGAUGAACAUGUCCUCAUUCUCGGUGGAAGCGAAGGAUGUGGGAAAGGUCUGGCCGAGGAAUAUGUGCUAAAACGUGGGGCCAAAGUCUUCCUAGUCGCUCGGACGGAAUCCAAGCUUUAACACGUACAGGACGAGCUCAUCACCCGGUUAACCUCCAAGAAGGGUGUCUCAUCUGAAGAAGCUCGAUCCAGAGUAUUAUACAUGACUGGGGAUAUCAGCUCGUCUGAGGAUCUGACCAAGGUCAGGGAAAAGGUCGUACAAGAAUGGGGCAGGCUAGAUACGUUACAUAUCAUCUCCGGAGUACCUUCCACGCAGACGAUCUACCAGGCCACCGGGCUCGAUAUGGUGCCCGCCACCUCUCAAUCAUCGACCUCGUCACGAUCUCCUUCUGUAGCAACGCCAGCAAGAACUCACAGAUUUGUACCUGGCGGAGAAAGGGACACCCCGGUCGAGGAGAGAUCGCUACCGGAAAACGACGCGUUGAAAGAGUUGGAAGAGGAAGGGAUGCGGUUGGCGGCGAUCAACAUGAAUGGCGUGGUCCUCUCUGUGGGGUGUUUCCUCCCCCUGUUAUCAUCAACUUCCCCCUCCCCGCUCAUCCACCACCUCUCUUCCGUAGCCGCCCUCGUCCCGGCCCCGACGAGGAUGUUGUACUCGGCCACCAAGACAGCUGGUUUAGCCGCUUUCAAGACAUGUGCGGUGGAAUGCGCGCGGGAUGGGGGCAAGGGGAGUGGAGUUAGGUUCUUAGCGGUUUGCCCUGGGACGAUCGAUACGGGAUUCAGGGAAAAAUCCACCAGCGCGAUGAAGAAGGGAGGCAAGAAGGAUCCGCUGGCGGAUGCGCAGAGUGAGAAGGUCGGAAAGGUCUUGUCUGUGCAAGACACGGUCGACUCGAUCAUCUAUCACGCAUCCCUCCCACCCAAAUCCUCUCCGCUCGUCCUCUAUCUACCUAUCCCGAUCCCCUUCCUCAGGGACCUCUUGAAGAUCCAAUUGCCGUUCAUCAAGGUGCCUCCCAAGAACAUCGUCGUCCUCCCGGAAUGGCCGUACAAGAUGGGUUGGUGGGUGGAUGCUACUUGGCUGAGAGGGAUCGUAGAGAGGAUGGGCAGGAACAAGUAUGGGUUGGUAUAGCCGGCAGAUUUUGGGGUUUCAGGUGGAACGUGAGAAUUGAGUAUGUUUUCUGUACCAUGACGGUUCCGUCCGCACAUGACGUUUGCAUCGCUCAUUGUAUUCUGGACUUUCGUACCAAACUCUCGCACACCCGGUUGGUCAAAGUUGAAACCUGGAUGUGAUAUCGUCAUACAUCUCCCUUCACACCCGUCGAUACCGGGCCGGACGAACGCC
Filobasidium floriforme is the source of this 1496-nucleotide messenger RNA. RefSeq lists its product as uncharacterized. Bases 363 to 1283 code for a protein of 306 amino acids. The record is from RefSeq and is a predicted model, not a curated record. NCBI's taxonomy places the organism in Eukaryota, Fungi, Basidiomycota, Tremellomycetes, Filobasidiales, Filobasidiaceae. The transcript has 6 exons.